This is a messenger RNA of Moneuplotes crassus, 1525 nucleotides long. NCBI's taxonomy places the organism in Eukaryota, Ciliophora, Spirotrichea, Euplotida, Euplotidae. The record is from the annotation of a GenBank genome assembly.
AUGUCAUCUGAGAUAAACUUCGAAAAAGUAUUGGAUACGAAGUGGAGUGACAAAGCUCCAGCUCAUCAAGAAGAUUCUGAAUCUGUCAUUGACAAUCCGACUAUAUUGAAGUCCAUUGUGGUCACUUCCAUUCCUUCGAUUGCUGGCCUUUUAUUCGAAUUCUUGGUUCAAGUUGUCAACUUGAUAUUCGUGGGCAAUUUAAACAACCCUGCAGCCCUUGGUGGUGUGGGACUUGCCAACAUGCUUCUCAAUGUUGUCUGCUUCUCUAUCGGAAUGGGACUCAAUGGAGCAAUAGACACAUUGGUUUCACAAGCUUAUGGAAAUCACAAAUAUUAUUUAUGAGGAUGCUACCUCAACAGAGGACGAAUCAUUCAGGCAAUGUUCUUCAUUCCUGAAGUGAUAAUUUUGUUGUUUACUAAAGAAAUUUUGAUUCUGCUAGGACAAGAAGAAGAUGCUGCUAACUAUGGUAGGACCUAUGUCCUCAUCCUGCUUCCAGGAAUGUUUGCAAUGACUCAGUUCGAAACAGUCAGAAGAUACUUGCAAGGCAUGGAAAUCUUCUCUCUGUCUAUGUGGAUCCAGUGUGUUACGAUGGUUAUCCAUAUUGUCAUGUGAUAUCUCUUGGUGUUCACUUACGAGUUCGGAGUUGCAGGAGCUUCAAUAGCCACCUGUAUUACAUUCUGGUUGAAUCUGCUGAUCAUAACUGGGUACAUUACAUUCAGAGAAGGAGUGGUACCUGAAGGGUCCUGGUUCUUUUUCAACAAUGACAGCAUGAAAGGAUGGGGAACCUACCUCAAAUACGGAAUCCCAGCAGCCUGAAUGCUCUGACUUGAGUGGUGGUCAUUUGAAGUUCUCUCAUUGUUCGCAGGGUUUCUUGGAGUCAACGAACUUGCUGCUAAUGUGGUCUUGUUCAACACACUUGCAGUAUUCUUUGUCAUUCCAAAUGGAACAGGCUAUGCUAUCUCAGCAUUAGUCGGGAAUAGUCUGGGAGAAGGAAACCCAGCUAAAGCAAAGAGAUACUACCUCAUAUCCAUUAUGUGGGUAGUCUUCUUGACAGCUAUCAUCAUUGUGGUUAUGAUUGUUUUGAGAGAAGACAUUGCAUUCAUUUAUACUCAAGAACUCAAUGUUGUCAGGUUAGUGGUGAGCACAGUCCCAUACUUUUCUCUCAUGUUGUUUUUCGACAACUUACAAGCAGUGACUUCUGGAACUGUCAGAGCCAUCGGUUACCAAGACUAUGGAAGUUGGCUUGCUCUUGUAGGAUUUUGGGUAUUCUCAGUUCCUCUAGCUUACAUAUUCUCGCAUGUGGUGGGCUUGAGACUGGUAGGAAUUUGGCUUGGAGUCCCUGCUGGAACACUUUUCGUUGCAGUCUCAUACAACCUCAUCUGUGCCUUUGUGGACUGGAAAAAACUAUCAGACUCUAUCCAACUCAGAAUCCACAAGGAACAAUCAGAACUCCAAAAACCCCUAUUACCAAAAGAAUAAACCCAAUCUACUAAUUGAUAAGUUCCUAGCACAACCUAUUAAAAUC